Aegilops tauschii subsp. strangulata is the source of this 1449-nucleotide messenger RNA. RefSeq lists its product as uncharacterized. The record is from RefSeq and is a predicted model, not a curated record. NCBI's taxonomy places the organism in Eukaryota, Viridiplantae, Streptophyta, Magnoliopsida, Poales, Poaceae.
CCAAAACACCCUAUCGCCCCCCUGCCUUGAGCUGCAAUCCGAUGAACCAGCAAAACCGUGGACGAGCACCGCCGGUAUUCUGCUCCCGAAUUCCACAGAUUUCCACUCCCCGCUCCCAAAGCCCCGAUACUUUAUAGCCGGCGACAGCAAGCCCAGCAAAAUCCCAUCUCCCAACCCGGAAAUCCUCCCACUCCCGGGAAUGAAUCAGCUUCCCCUUCCCCUUCUCUGAGAUCUCAGCCCGAGCCUGCGCGCCGCGACUUCCACCGGAAUCCUUCCCUCCUAGCCGCAACAUCGCCGGAUCGAUUCAGGCAUUCUUGGUGGCCGGAGAAGCAGUCUUUGGUCCUCUGCUUGAGAAGAAUAUAACUGUUGUUCAGAUCAUCAUCAGACAUGUCGCUGCUAUCGAAAUUGCGGCUGGUUACUGUGGAUGUGACUGGUACUCUGCUUGCUUACAAAGGACGGCUUGGUGAUUACUACUGCAUGGCUGCUAAGGCUGCUGGAAAGCCAUGCCCUGAUUAUGAUCGAAUGCACGAAGGCUUCAAGCUUGCAUACACUGAGAUGGCAAGGAAAUACCCAUGCUUUGGAUUUGCGGCAAAGAUGCCAACGAUUGAAUGGUGGAGGAUUUGUGUCAAGGAUUCAUUUGUUAAGGCUGGGUAUGAUUACGAUGAUGAGACAUUUGAUAAAGUGUUCAAGCGAAUUUAUUCCGCCUUUGGCUCCUCUGCGCCAUACUCUGUUUUUCCUGAUGCACAGCCCUUCAUGAGAGGGCUGAGGGAAAAGGGGAUCACAGUUGGAAUCGUCAGCAAUGCAGAGUACCGGUACAAAGAGGUCAUCUUGCCUGCGUUAGGGCUGAAUCAGGGCUCAGAGUGGGACUUCGGGGUGUUCUCAGGCAUCGUCGGUGUCGAGAAACCUGACCCAAAAAUCUACAAGAUCGCGCUGGAGAUGGCGGGGAACGUCGCACCGGAAGAGGCGCUCCACAUUGGCGACAGCUACCGCAAGGACUACGUCCCUGCACGGAGCAUCGGGAUGCACGCGCUGCUCCUGGACCGGUUCAAGACCGCCGACGCCGAGAGCUGGAGGCAGUCCGGCGCGCCGGUGCUCCCUGAUCUCGAAGCCGCGCAGGCAUGGCUCACCAAGAACCCGACCGAGGAACCCGCUGAGGAGCCACUAGGGGCCGCACUGCUGCGCAGGAUGGCCGAGAAGCUCUGAAUCUCGCCCCUGGGAUGGUUCCUGUUGUGCUCUUGCUGGGGAGUGAGGGAGCCAAGGAGAAGGGAUGUGUUGUAGCGAUGGUUCACUGGCCAGUUUAGCUAGCUGGAGCUACUUGAACUCUGGUAGUAGGCUUCCAGUGCUGUUGUUGACUGCUGAAUGUGGCCAAGUGAUUCAGCCGUGCGACAAACAUCUUGCAAUGACGAAUAAUUCUAAUCAUGUUUCGCAUAAUGGAGGAAUUUAACAUGA